Messenger RNA from Ruditapes philippinarum (Manila clam), 3074 nucleotides. RefSeq names its product ubiquitin-associated domain-containing protein 2-like. The transcript has 9 exons. The record is from RefSeq and is a predicted model, not a curated record. Lineage: Eukaryota; Metazoa; Mollusca; Bivalvia; Venerida; Veneridae. The coding region runs from base 86 to 1099 and encodes 337 amino acids. Gene Ontology annotation, molecular function: protein binding; serine-type endopeptidase activity.
GUCCGGAGUAAUGCUAUUUACCAAUCAAGUAGGCUUUCAGUAAAGUAACAUUCACAGUACGCUAAUAUUACGGGUAAUUUCCAAAAUGUCUGCAAGCAGCAGUGUGUCAGUGGGAUUUCGCAAUGCGCCAGUGUGUAAGUUUCUUCUAGGAUCAGCAAUCAGCUCGUCAUUUUUACUGAAGUUUCCACUAAAACAACACCAAUCAUACUUUAUCUAUACACACAGCCAAGUGUUUGAUAAAUACCAGAUAUGGCGUGUGUUGACAUCAAAGCUGGCUUUCUUGGAUUUAAAAGAUUUGUUUGUCUGUUCUGUUCUUCUCUACUAUUUUAGAGUAUUUGAAAAAAGAUUUGGUUCCAGAAAAUUUAGUUCUUAUCUGCUAGGGUCAGGAGUGCUUACAAUAUUACUGGAGUUGUUGUGUGUAUUUUUGUGUCGGAAAUUGGAAGUACCCUUACAGCCUUUACCAACAGGACCGUUAUGCAUAAUAUAUCCAUUAUUUGUGCCAUUUUUCUGUGAUAUUCCACGAGUUGCACUCUCACAUGUAUGGGGUGUGCCAAUGACGGGGAAAUCUAUUUCAUAUAUCCUAGGCUUGCAGGCAGCCAGUACUUCACCUGAGUCAUUAGUAGUGGCAAUUUGUGGCUUGGUGGCUGGUAUUUUAUGGAGAGUUAAUUUUCUACACUUACAAUCAGUUAUUAAAGUACCACAUUGUUUGGCGAGAUUAUGUCAUCAUACUAUUGGCAGACUUUUCAACUCCAAAGAUGUACACGAAAAUACAACACACAUAGGAGCUACAAUUGAAAUACAGAGACAAGAAGCAAUGGAAAGAUUAGAACAACAAGUUAUAUGGAGAUCAUUACAGAACUCCAGACAUCAGCCACAGAACCUGGUGAAUGGUCCCGGUAUAUUUGGAGGUAUAAAUAACAAUGAUCAGGAUGACCUCCGGCAAAGAAUAGAAGAAGAUGUUGAGGAAAUGGAAGUAUCAGAAGAACAAGUACAACACAUGGUGGAGAUGGGGUUUAGUCAGGAUCAAGUUAGACAUGCUCUUCAAAUGUCAAAUAAUGAUGUUUCCAUGGCAACCAACUUCUUAUUGCAGCAAAAUUAAUAUUUUAUGGUGAUAAUGAAUAAAGUAAGAUUACAGUAUGAAUAAAAUGUGAGAAUACUAUGAAUAAAAUCUUGGAAGUCAGUAAAGAAUAAACUGGUGGUCAGUAUGAAUAAAUUCUGAGAAUACUAUGGAUAAAGUCUUGAAACCAUUAUGGAUUAAACUAGAGGACAGAACGAAUAAAAUAUGAGAAAAGUAUGAAGAAAAUCUGAAAAUAAUAUAAAUAAAGUCUUAGAACCAUUAUGGAAUAAAUCACAGUGCUGAAUGAAUAAAAUCUGAAAAUGUAUGAAGAAAUUCUGAGAAUAUUAUGAAUAAAGUCUUUGGAGCCAGUAUAAACUUGAGGAUUGUAUGAAUAAAAUCUGAGAAUAAUAUGAAGAAAAUCUGACAAUAUUUUGGAUAAAGUUUUGGAACCACUAUGUAUUAAAGCAGGGGACAGAAUGAAUAAAAUCUGAGAAUAGUAUGAACAAAAUGAAUAGUAUGAAUAAAAUCUGAAAAUACUAUGAAUAAAGUGUGGAACCAGUAUGGAUUAAACCAGAGGCCUGUAUGAAUAUAAUCAGAUUGCAGUAUGAAUAAAAUCUGAAAAUUGUUGAAUAAAAUCACCCAGCAGACUUGAGCUACUGUGAUGAGUAAAAACCAGAAUAUUAGAAAAUCUUUGGUUUAUUUUACAUGUGAUAAUUCCUUGGCAGAAAGACUUUGUAAGAAAUCUGCAUCAAAACACUGUUUUAUAAAAUUAAGUUAUUUAUUGCUGAAUGCCUGUCCUGCAGUAGUACGGUGAAACCUAUUCCGAGUGGCCUUCUGUAGAACAACUUUGAACUACAUGAUGUAACCUUUUACAGCAACAGUUACAAUGUUUGUACAAAGUGAUACUUCAUAAUAUUUUAAACUUGUCUAUUGUAACACCUGUCAACAACAACCAGAAUCUUUGCUGUUCAGUGAGUGCUGUUCUGCAGAAGUUGUUCUGUAUUUAUUUUUUACAUUGACAGGCAGUUAAGGAAUGUUGCUAGAGUAUUGAGCACUACUUAUACAAUUAUUGUGAAUAAUUGUUAUCUCAGAAUUGUUCAUGAAAAAUAAUUUGCCUCAAAUACCAGCAGGGACUGAAAGUGAUAUCCUUUGCAAUCAUUAUAGAGCCAGACCAGCUUGCCAGUCAAUGCAGUCUGACUUAGCACUUUUACCGUCAACUGACCAAUUUCAAAUUUUCAUAAUGAUAUCCCCGAAAUGGAUAAUGGUCUGUUCCAAAAAUGGAACCAGGACAAUUCUAUGUAAGAAAUUCAGUAGACAUUCGGUAAAAUAUUUGAUACUUUGAUAAAGUCAUAGACAUAUGGUCUGCUUAUUUAGCUGAACACGAAGGGUAUGAGAUGAGAUUCAAUUAUAAAUCGGCCUAGUCAAUAUUUUAAUAGUGGAUAUAAGGGAUGUUGUCUUGUGUAAUCCAACAUAGUUCAUUGGAUUAAUUGUUACAUUAUAUUCUAUAUGUAUUUAGUUAAGUUUGUUGAAGUUUUUCUGUAGCAAUGUUACUGGGAAAUCGUAUACACUUUUCUUACAAGUCUGUGUUAUUUGUCUAUCAAAUUCAUGCAAAAUUAAAAAAUUUGACCUUAAAAGUCAAGGUCAUUUAUGAGUCAAGGUCAAAUUUAGUUUUUUUUAGUUGAAGGGUAGUUGUGUCCAAGUAUGAAGACAAAUCAUUAAGAAAUAAUAAAAAAAUAUCUGGAUGGGACUGAGAACAGACACCAGGACUGUAGUAAUAGCUAAAACAUUUUUCUUUUAAAAAAUCAAGCUAAAAAUGACUUGACGUCUAAGGUCAGCUGUCAAAGAGAAUUUUAAAGGAACUCCACUGAGGUUUAUAAGCCUAAAAACAUUAAAUUUUAUUUUUUCACAUAGAAAAACAGGAACACUUAAAACAGAAAUAUCAAUAAAAUAUAAUCAAGACAUAUACAAGAAAUACAUUGAAAAUCAUAUGUUUGUGCUAUUCUCAGUCCGAUUUGAU